Molecule: messenger RNA, 6786 nt
Organism: Ornithorhynchus anatinus (platypus)
Lineage: Eukaryota; Metazoa; Chordata; Mammalia; Monotremata; Ornithorhynchidae
Gene: RPS6KA6
Product: ribosomal protein S6 kinase A6
Exons: 22
Coding region: 69-2363 (764 amino acids)
Biological process (GO): protein phosphorylation
Molecular function (GO): ribosomal protein S6 kinase activity; ATP binding; magnesium ion binding
Source: RefSeq, a predicted model, not a curated record
UGCCCCUGGCCGCGGCCCUGCGGGUGCGGGUUCCCGCGGGCUGCGGGGUCCGCGGGCGCUGAGGGGCCAUGGUGCCGCUCGCCCCUCCGGAGGAUCCCUGGCAGCACAAGAUGGACGGGGCCGCCCACGGACACGGAGCCGGACACGGAGCCGCAGUCGGAGCCGGACCGGGCGGCCGGCCGGCGGCGGGGGGCCCGGGCGAGCUGAAUGGUCUUAAAAUGGUGGAUGAGCCCAUGGAAGAAGGGGAGCCGUAUCCCUAUCAGGAUGAAGGAAGCGUUAAAGAAAUCCCAAUUACCCACCACGUGAAAGAAGGCUGUGAAAAGGCAGAUCCUGCCCAGUUUGAGUUGCUCAAGGUUCUUGGUCAGGGAUCUUUCGGAAAGGUUUUUCUUGUACGGAAGAUCAUCGGGCCAGAUGCCGGACAGCUCUACGCAAUGAAAGUGUUAAAGAAAGCUUCUUUAAAAGUUCGAGAUAGAGUUCGUACAAAGAUGGAAAGAGAUAUACUCGUGGAAGUAAAUCACCCAUUUAUUGUCAAAUUGCACUAUGCCUUUCAGACAGAAGGGAAGCUCUAUUUAAUAUUGGAUUUUCUCAGGGGAGGAGAUGUCUUCACACGAUUGUCCAAAGAGGUUAUGUUUACAGAGGAAGAUGUGAAAUUCUACCUCGCAGAACUGGCCCUUGCUUUGGAUCAUCUGCACAGCCUGGGGAUUGUGUACAGGGACCUGAAGCCAGAAAACAUUUUGCUUGAUGAAGCAGGACAUAUCAAGUUAACAGACUUUGGACUCAGCAAAGAAUCCGUAGACCAAGAAAAGAAGGCCUACUCAUUUUGUGGCACCGUGGAAUACAUGGCCCCCGAAGUGGUGAACAGGCGGGGUCACACCCAGAGUGCUGAUUGGUGGUCGUUUGGGGUGCUCAUGUUUGAAAUGCUAACCGGUACCCUGCCGUUCCAAGGGAAAGAUCGAAAUGAAACGAUGAAUAUGAUAUUGAAGGCAAAACUGGGAAUGCCUCAGUUUCUUAGUCCCGAAGCACAAAGUCUCCUAAGAAUGCUUUUCAAAAGGAACCCUUCUAAUAGAUUAGGAGCGGGUUCGGACGGAGUGGAGGAAAUCAAGCGGCAUCUUUUUUUUUCUACUGUCGACUGGAAUAAACUGUACAGAAGAGAGAUUCAACCCCCAUUCAAGCCAGCAUCUGGAAAACCGGAAGAUACUUUUUGUUUCGAUCCCGAGUUCACCGCAAAAACCCCCAAAGAUUCUCCCGGAGUCCCCCCCAGCGCUAACGCGCAUCAGCUCUUCAAAGGAUUUAGCUUCGUUGCAACGACCGCCAUAGAGGAUCAUAAAACAUCUCCCCUCACAAACAUACUGCCCAUCGUCCAGCAACUCCACGGCAACAGUGCCCAGUUUAACGACGUGUACGAAUUAAAGGAGGACAUUGGCGUUGGCUCUUAUUCGGUGUGCAAGCGAUGUGUGCACGGAGCCACCAGCAUGGAAUUGGCUGUGAAGAUAAUUGACAAAAGUAAAAGAGAUCCGUCAGAAGAAAUUGAAAUUCUGAUGCGUUACGGCCAGCACCCCAACAUCAUCACGUUAAAGGAUGUGUAUGAUGACGGCAGAUACAUUUACCUCGUUACCGAGCUGAUGAAAGGAGGAGAGCUGCUCGAUCGAAUCCUCAGACAAAAAUACUUCUCCGAGCGGGAGGCCAGUGCCGUGUUGUACACCAUCACGAAAACAGUAGACUACCUUCACUGUCAAGGAGUGGUGCAUCGAGACCUGAAACCUAGUAACAUUUUAUAUAUGGAUGACUCCAACAACGCAGACUCCAUCAGGAUAUGUGAUUUCGGCUUUGCGAAACAGCUCCGGGGAGACAACGGACUGCUCCUGACGCCUUGCUACACCGCCAACUUCGUGGCCCCCGAGGUUCUCAUGAGGCAGGGGUACGACGCUGCGUGUGACAUCUGGAGCCUGGGGGUCCUCUUGUACACGAUGCUGGCUGGCUAUACUCCUUUUGCUAAUGGCCCCAAUGACACUCCCGAAGAAAUCCUCUUACGGAUAGGUAGUGGGAAGUUCUCUUUAAGCGGUGGCAACUGGGACACGGUUUCAGAUGCAGCAAAGGACUUGCUGUCCCACAUGCUCCACGUGGACCCUCAGCAGCGAUUCACCGCCGAGCAGGUCCUCAAACACUCGUGGAUAGCCUGCAGGGACCAGCUGCCUCACUAUCAGCUCAACAGGCAAGACGCGCCCCAUCUAGUCAAGGGCGCCAUGGCGGCCACCUACUCGGCCCUGAACCACAAGACCUUCCAGCCGGUCUUGGAGCCCGUGGCCGCUUCCAGUUUAGCUCAGCGGCGGAGCAUGAAGAAGCUGACGUCCACGGACUUGUAGGCGAGCGCUCCGGCAGGGCCGCGACAGAACUCGGGACGGCCGCCGGCCCCGCCUGCGGGCGACGGAGCUUCCCGCUGCACUACUUGAAGACUCUGUACAAGUCCUUUUUUUUAGAAAAGAUGAAAAAAAAAAAACCCUGGCCCUCGGGACUCCCACCGUGUCGUCCGCAGGCGCUGUCCACGUGUGCGUUUAUUUCAGUUGACCAUUAGGCUUCGUCAUCCCGACCGAGAGGCGUUUCCGUGUUCGGGCUCGGAGAGGACGUGCGGCCGGCGGCCGCGGGGAGUCGGCGUUCCCGUUCCGCCGGAGGCGGGGGCGUCGCCAACGAUCGGCGGCUCCGGCACCGUCGUCUCCGUUCGCGGGUCGGGGAGAGGGUCCCGGCCCGGCCGCUGGAUCCCGUCAUUUCCCCCUCGGUGGCCGCGCCAGGGAAGGUAGGGCAUCGGGAGUGAGCAGGGGCACCGUGGCGGGGGUAGCCCUUUGCCCGGGGAGGAGGGCAGUGAGGCCCAGGGCCGGAGGGUCGUCUUAAGGACCCUUGGGGUCUUGGGUGUUAAACCAGGGGUCCCGUGGUUUAGCGAGUCCUCCCUACGCCUCCCGGUGGGCCCGUGGGAUCGAUUCUCCCCCUGACCCUGCCCCGGUCUGUAAAGGGCGCCGCUGCUUCGGGCCCGCGGGAUGCUCCGGGUCACCCGGGAUCGCCGGAUGCCGCGGCCGAGGCUUUACCGUCAUCCCCGUGGGCGGCCGAGGCUUUGCCGUCAUCCCCGCAAGCCGCCCGUGUGGCGUAGAGUCCGCCGCGCCCCGGAGGGCCGCGGCCGGGACCGCGGCCCGGUACUGUGUCAGGGAAGCGGAGUCGCCUUUCACGUGGGAAGAAGUUCUCUGCACGAGCCACCCCUCCGACGGAGCGCGUCGCCAACCAAGUUGGCCGAAUCGGUCCGCGGCCUCCGGUUAGGCAUUCGGAACCGCUUCCGGCCGAACCUCGUAGCCCCGAGGCCCUGGGCAGAGAUGGCAACGCGGCCUCCUUCGGCGGGCUCCCGGAACCGCGCCCGUCACCCCCCGGCGGGCCGGAAGGGACUCGCCGGUGUGAACCGGGCGGGAGCGGCUUGGGCUUUGUGAAUACUUGUGAGCUGCUUGUGAGCACCUGGGGUUCCGUUGCUGUGUAUUUGGGUUCACGCCGGGAACAGGAAACUUACUCUGGAGCACUGAUGUACUGUGCGAUUUAGGCCGGGAGACUUAUAGGUUUGGUAUUUCAUUAGAAAGGAAAACGUGUACGGCUGUCUCUCUCUGUCUCUGUCUCUCUCUCUCUUCCCCCCACCAACCCUCCCAGCACUCCAGGAGCUCCAGGGUCCCCCCCGGGCGCUCUCCCUUGCCCUCGCUUGACUGUACGGCCAGCAGUGUCUGCCCAGAGGGGCGGGUGGGACGGGCGGCUCCCGCCCCGCCGUCCCCUCGCCCGCGGUGGGCUCCGCUCGCCGCCGGGAUCGGCGGAGAAGGGUUUUGCUGGCGGUGAUCCGGGAGUGGCCAGGCCCUAGAGAAAGCUCUUUUCUCCGGCCUGCCCCUCUCCGUACCGCUCACUCGGAGCCAAAUAAAAUGGGCACGGGGAAAGGGAAUUGCCCAGAGGCGGUCUCCGAGUUUUUGUUUCUACCUAUUUAAAAAAAACCAGAAAGCUGGUGUUGGCAAAGGGGGGGUUUCCGUUUAGGUUGCCCCGGGGAAAGGUAGGGGCUUGAGCCCCUCACGGAGCCCGGCCCUUGGAAGGCGAGCAGGGUAGGAGACCCUAUGGGAAGGGGGAGCCUGUGGCGGGGGGGGCUCGGCGGCCCCCACAGGGGAAGCGGGGUGCGCCCAUCCUGCCUCCCGCCGACGAUUCCAGGGUUGCCUGGACCGGCGACCGGCACCCGGGGGGUGGGCAGUGAUAGCCAGGCUGUCCCCCCCGCCCCCGCCCCGGCUUCAGCCGGAAUUCAGAGGGUGGCCCGGGCGGGCUCCUCACGGGGAAGAGAACCGGGGUCCUCGCCGCUACAAGGAAACGUCACCAUUUCUGCUCAGACCAACAAGCGUUAGUCCUAAAGCACAUCUUAGCGUGAAUAAACUCAGGAAAAACAUUAGACGGUUCGAUGACGCAAAUCGCGGGGUCCGCUUUUGGAGCGGAGGCGAUUUCCACGGGGCGUUUCUCCGGUUGGGCUUUGUGUUUACCGAGAGUCGGGCGAGAGCUGCCGAGAGAUGCGCGUUUCCCUGCUUAUCGCAUUAGGGAAAGUUAGCCGGCUAUUUUAUGGAAAAGGUGACUGUCCCAGUCACCUCGGAAAGACUAGAUAGGUCUUCAGCCUGUUUUUUUAGCUCCAAGAAUGCUUCAGAAUCGAGCGUACGGACUUUGAGAUAGUUACUGUGAUUGGUACUAAACUGAUAACUCGUUUCCCCUGAUAGUAUCCUAGUAUGAGAAAACUUUGACCCUUGAAAUUGUGCCCUUCCGGUGUGCUCAAGAAGUUUUCACGUUCUUUACCUACCCGUCCCCUGCCACCCUACUCCACACACAUACACACACACACAAUGAUACACAAACACACAUGCACAAUAUCGCUAGCACAAAUGGGUUUCCCCUCUGUGCGGGUAGAGAAAUGAGGCCCCGGGAAAGGUUGCGUGUCAGUCGGGCGACACAGCAAAUCGGUGGAGGGGUCGGGACCUAAACUCCCACUCGCAACCGCAGACCCGGAGCCCCUCCUGCUCAGUCGGGGUUCUGGGACGUGGCGAUGCCACUGCAGCUGUAGUCGGCAGCCGUUGCCCCGGAGGCGUCGGCUGCCCCCAGGCCUGCCCGAGAGCGCGGUCCAUCGCACAGUGGCUCGGCGUGUUCGGAGGUGGGCUCGGUUUAAGGCCGACGCGACUGUCGGGGAGGGUGCCGCGCUCUGACCGAUCCGCAGAAUGUCUGGGAUCCCGGAGGAGGGGCCGCCCCGCCUGAGACCACCCGGCUCCGCUCCCCGUCGAGGUCCCAGCACUGCAUGGAAUUGGAGGAGCGGGGUGGCGGGGUGGGGCCCCGGCAGUUGUCAGAUCUUCCCCAUUGCCGGAGCCCCCGGAGGGACCGGGCCUCGGUUCUGCUGAACGAAGGCCCGGAGACGGGCCUCCAGGUAGAACCAGGGAAGCAGCCAGCGACGAGGAGGAGGAGGGCAGAAAGUUGGCUCCACUUGAGCAGGCCAGACCGGGGGCAUAGAAGCCAGUCGGCGCCCGAGAAGGGGGCGGGAAGCGUGCCCCGCGCAGAUGACUCGGCUGAGAGACGGGCACCCUAAAGGUCCCGCCUUCUAGUUCCGGGAAACAACUCCCCGCUUCAAACGCCGCCCCGCUCCGAGAACCGCCCCGCGCACAUCAGGACCUUCGUAAGCGUAAGCGCUCUGAGCCACGUGCCUCGUUCCGUUCCGCAACUCACGGGCCCCCCGCCGAACCGGGCUUCGCUUUUCCCGCCAAUCGCUGGGGGUCGACGGGCCGAGGGCGUCGGGGUCACCCUCCCUCCGGAGUCCAAGGCUGUGACAAGCGGGGGUCCUGGGGGGGGGGGGGGGGUCCCCGUGGGAGCGGCUCGGCACCGUUUUGUGCUGCCCUGACGAGAACCGCCCGACCAGAAGCCACCAUUUCUCGGGCUGUCCCUGCCGCGUCUUGAAACUCUCGGCCGAAUGUCCAGAUCCCGUCACAACCGAGCGACGAGAACUCCGUCUCGAGUUUCAAUUCCAUAGUCGAGUCGUGGGGAGGAGGUUGGGGUUUGUGGUGUUUUUUCUUCUUUUUUUUUUUUCUGGUUUUUUCGUUCUUCGAUGAGGAAUCGCAGGCUUUGUGGGGAGACACGCACAAGUGUGUUUUGUGUGUAGAUCGUGUACGUGUGUGUGUGUGGGGGGGCGGGGGGCCUGGACAACAUUUCCCAAGCACUUUGGCGUCCUUGCACUGAUCCUCCUGCUGGUGACUGUGGCCGCAAUUUUCCAAACGGGAAAGGGCAUUAGUGAGACCUGUGUGCAGUGUAAUGGACGUGCUGCCCAAAGUACUUCUCAACGGCGGCGAUACCGACCGACGCGGCGUCCCCAGCGAUCCGAUACCGAACCGCUCAUUUCCCGCUCUGAACAGAUUGUGGAUUUUGUAUCCCCUUCUAUUUAUUUCUUUUAAAUUUGGGGGGGGGGGGGGUUUGUUUCCUUCGAAGCUCUGUAUAUAUUGACAUUAAAGUUUGCCUCGUAUUACAUUCUCCUCCUCGUAAGGCUGAAUCCAGUUGUGCGUUCUCCAGUCCGUUUCUCCUCGCACAGUGCUGCUAAGAUUGCUUUCACUUCGAAUUAUGACAUGCCAAAGACAACACAGAAAAUUGUAUUUAUUUUUGUUCUUGUUGAAACUCUGUGAGCAACGAUGAUGAAGAUAACCAUGUUGAUAACUGGCAUUCUAUGGGUACUAGAAUAAAAAGGCUGCAAAUUUAUAAUACUUUACAAAA